CAAAAAAAAUAAACACUCCGGAGCAACAACAACGCGAGCUCUCGCUAAAAGUAUUAAAUUGUCAAAGGAUAAUUAGUUUAAUUUAUUUAUUUUUUUAUUUAUAAACAUAUGAGAAGCCUGAAAGCUUCUUAAAGUGAAAUAAAAGAGGUGGAAAUAUGAUUUUUUAGUUCAGAAACGAAACGACAACAGCGCGUCGCGUAUUUAUUGAUUCGCAAAGGCUAAUUUUAAGCCAUAACCCAAGUGCUAACUAAACAAUAAAAACUCAAUAAAAUUUAAAUAAAAUCUUGGCUAAAAAAUCAAAUAUAAUUGAUGUAAAAUUUAACAAAUCUAUAUAAUUAUUAAAAAUUAAUUAUCAUUAGCGUGGGUGAGAGAAUACGCGUGUUCUUGUGAGCUCCUUUUAAGGAUUAAAGUAAACACCGCCUGGUAUCUGUGUGUGUGUUUGCCUGAAAAAAGUUAUUAACAAAAUCUGGUUUCAAAAAAGAUGUAGAAAUUAAGUUACGAGGAAGAAUUAGUGAGAGUAACUAGUCCACUUACAAGGAUGUCGUUCAAACUAUUCCGCCGCGGCUCGGCGAGAUGCAUUGGCCUCCUGUCGGCCUUUGUGACGAUCCUCCUCUGCCUCUACUACAUCUCCAUUGGCCAGCCCAAUCCUGCGCCCAUCACCGGCACUGGCCCGCCUACAGCAGCCCUGCGGGGCUCGCCAAUCAACGGCCUCUCUGCAUUUAGCGUGGGAGGAGGUUCCUCCUCAAUGCAAGUCCCUAAGACGCACGUCAGCAUCCCCUCAAAUACGAGGAGAGUCUCCCAGGAGGACUUCACCAACCGGCAAUGGGGCAACAAGUGCUAUGAGCUGCUCCAGAGCGACACCAACAUAACAGCCAGGGAAGAGCACAGCAAGUUUGACUUUCAGCCCGAGUGGAUGCGCUCCAAGGAGUAUUGGGAUCGUGGCUUCGAGGAGCGCUUCGAGGCCCAGAAAAAGGACAAGCAGCGACCUCCACUCAAGAUCAUAGUGGUGCCGCACUCCCACAACGAUCCUGGCUGGCUCAAGACAUUUACCAACUACUUCCAAUCGGACUCCCGGCAGAUUCUCAACCUGCUGGUGACCAAGAUGCAGGAGUACACCGACAUGACAUUCAUCUGGUCGGAGAUCAGUUUCCUGCAGCUGUGGUGGGAUCAGGCUCAUCCCACCAAGCAGCGGGCUCUGAAGCGACUGAUAGACUCCGGACGGAUAGAGAUCACCACCGGAGGAUGGGUGAUGACGGAUGAAGCGAAUGUUCACAUAUAUCCUAUGCUGGAUCAGCUCAUCGAGGGACACCAAUGGCUGAAAAACAACCUAAACGUUACCCCGAAAGUAGGAUGGUCCAUCGAUCCUUUCGGGCAUGGGAGCACUGUGCCCUAUUUGCUCUCCGGAGCCAACUUCGAAGGAGCAAUCAUUCAGAGGAUUCACUACGCCUGGAAGCAGUGGUUCGCCCGCCAGCAGUCUGGUGAUUUCAUUUGGAAGCCCUACUGGAGGAGCCGGAGUGGCAGUGACAAGGGCAGCCUCCUCACCCACAACAUGCCAUUCGAUAUAUACUCGAUCAAGGGUUCCUGUGGUCCCCACCCGUUUAUCUGCUUGAACUUUGACUUUCGGAAAAUACCCGGUGAGUACACGGAGUACUCGGUCAAGGCGCAGUUCAUCACCGACGACAAUCUGGAGUCCAAGGCACAGCUUCUCCUGGAGCAGUACGCCAGAACUGCGUCUCUGUUCCCGCACAAUGUGGCCCUUAUCCCGGUGGGCGAUGAUUUUCGUUACAACAAAGAGCGUGAGGUGGACCAGCAAUACCAGAACUACAAGAAACUGAUUGACCACAUCAUGGCCAACAAAAGGCUGUACAACACGGACAUCCGCUUCGGCACACCAAGCGAUUACUUCGAGGCCAUCAAGGAACGAAUGAAGGAGCAUACCCCAAGCUUUCCCAGCUUCAAGGGCGACUUCUUCGUUUACUCGGACAUUUUCUCGGAGGGCAGGCCAGCCUACUGGUCGGGCUACUUCACCACCAGACCAUUCUACAAGCUUCUGAGCUCCGAGCUGGAGCACCAGCUCAGGUCCACCGAGAUUCUAUUCACCCUCGCUUACAACACUGCUCGUCAGGCCAAACGUGAAAACGCCAUAAAGAUUUAUGAGAAGAACUACGAGCUGAUCAUCAACGCCAGGCGAAAUCUCGGCCUGUUCCAGCACCACGAUGCCAUUACUGGCACUUCCAAGGCGGCGGUGAUGCGCGACUAUGCCAUGCGGUUGUUUGAGAGCACCCAGAACAUGGUAAAGAUGCAGGAGUCCUGCAUGGAACUGCUGCUGCAGAAGGGUACACCGCGGCAUCAUGGCUUCCUCUUGAGCGAAUUCGAGCGGGACAACUUCAACAAGCUGCCCCGGAAAAUGCCCAUCCAGAUGGUGAGCGGCGAUGACUCCACACCCACGACCACGGCUGCUGGAGGAGGAGCAGCGACUGCCGGAUCUGUGGGCAGCUUCAUUAUGUACAACUCUCUUGCCCAGAAGCGUCUUGAAAUAGUCACGUUGCGGGUUCAGCAUCCGAAUGUGAAGAUCCUCAACGACCAGGGCGUGGAGUUGAGCCACAUUCAGAUCAAUCCGGUGUGGAACAUAGCGGAUGCUAACGACCAGGGGCUGGGCACGACUGCCUCGGGAACUGGACGGAUUCGCACCUCGACCCGUCAGUAUGAGGUGAUGUUUGUAGCCGAGCUGGAGCCACUCUCCCUAACCACUUACCGCGUUCAAGUGGACGAGACCAACUACAAGCGGAACGUUGCCACAAUAUACUGCGAUGAUUGCACGGAGCAACCUUCAGUAGUAUCGAGAGCACCUGGAGAACCAGAACCUUCGUCAGGUGCUGUUUUUGAAUCGCGAGCCAAGCCAGCGGGCGACAUCCAGCUGGAAAAUCCCCACAUGCGCCUGCUGUUCGAUGAGAAGAGCGGUUUUCUGAAGAGCAUCACCCGGAAAAACCAGAAGAAAGAGCUUCUGAAGCCCCUGCAGUGCAACAUCAAGUUUGCUGCUUACCGAAGCGCCCAGUUCCACUCCGGAGCGUAUCUCUUCAAAACGGAUCCCGAGCAGAGCGAGGCGGAAAAGGAGGUGCUCGAAGACGAUGCGGACAUGCGCAUAAUUAUCACUUCCGGACCCAUAGCCAGUGAUGUGACCGUCAUCUACGGCCAGUUCCUGGCGCACACUGUUCGCAUUUUCAACACCCGGACUCACCUGGAUGCAGCCAUCUACUUGGAAAACGACAUCGACUUUGAACCACCGCCCAAGAACCGGGAGACGGAGCUGUUCAUGCGUCUGGUCACAAACAUAGAUAACAUUGCUCAGACACCCCUGCCGAGGGAUCCGCUCAAGGAACCAGCGGAGCCGGGUCCCAUACCCGAACUGCCCAUCUUCUACAGCGACCAGAACGGGUUCCAAUAUCAUGAACGCAUCAAAGUGCCCGCCAUUGGCAUCGAGGGAAACUAUUUCCCCAUUACUUCGGGCGCCUUCAUCCAGGACACACGUCUUCGCCUCACCCUGCUGACGACUCACGCCCAAGGAGCUGCCAGCUACGAGCCUGGUCAGCUGGAGGUGAUGCUGGACCGGAGGACCCUCUACGACGACUACCGCGGAAUGGGCGAGGGCGUGGUGGACAGUCGGCUGACCCGCCACAAGUUCUGGCUCCUGGUGGAAGACAUACCCGGGGGUCAGCACGUGGUGCAGCCGCCUAGCUACAAGGUGCUCAGUCAGCAGGCCCAGCAUCUGGCCAAUACGCUGCGCUACCCGCCGAAUCUCUACUUUGUGAAUAGCUUGGAGCAGCCGGAUUUGGCCGCAACGCUGGUGCCGCUGGUGAAGCUCUUGCCCAAGGGAGCCCUGCCCUGCGACGUGCACCUGACCACCCUGAGGACGCUCUCGGAUCCGGAGCUGCAGCUGUUCCCGUCCGCCUCGGCACUGCUGGUGCUGCACCGCCAGGGAUUCGACUGCAGCGUCAGUGCCGGCGCUGAGCUCGGUCUGGAGAACGUGUGUCCCUUGUCCAGCAAGGGAAUGGGCAACGUCCAACUCGGUCGGUUGGCGCUGCAGACCAUCGAGGCCAGCAGUCUUACGGGGAUGGAGCAGAAGCCGUCAAAGGAGAGCAUACGCUCCCUGUCCGAGAUAAGCCUCGAGCCGAUGGAGCUGCGCACUUUCAAUCUCACGUUCCGCGCGGAAGUGUGAAGCAUCUCGGAUAGUGGCGGAUAGAUUCAUUGUAUUUAUUUGUGGCUUAGUUAUAGUGAUUAGUUUUAAGCGCAGGUUGCAAAGUUCUCAGCUUUAUUUAGCUCUCGUCUAAAGUCUGUCUCUCCAACAGUUUUGAAAGUACAAAGCACACGACAUAGGUACAUUUAUAGAUACAUAGGGUGGGUAGAUAUUUUUUUUUAAUUAUUAUUUUUUUUUAGUCAAUGAGAGUGGAGUAGUCUAGAACUAAGAACAAUUUUGAAAUCAAUUCGUCUUGGAGACUGUGUAAUAUUUUUAAAAUUAAUGACCAAAAUCAACCAUUUUUCAUUUGUGAUAAGUCCUUCUUGUUCUAACGGAAGCUCGAUACUGAAUCUCGAGAAAUAAUUAUUAUUUUCUGGACAAAUCCACCCACCCGAGGCAUGAACACAAACACACAGGGAAACCUACAAUAGGCCAAAACCAAAAACUCAAAACGACUGCAUUCCGUUUAGAUAAUCUCCCCCAGAAACGUGCAAUAAUCGCACUAACUAAGCGGCGCGAUGGAAAUGAUGUAGAGUAGCCUAAGAAGUAGCUUGAUUUAGAUGGAAAUAUUUAGACAGCAUAUUAGAUAAAUUUUCGUUGCGCGAUUUGCGUUAUUAUUGAGUUUUUUUUUAGACUGAUUAGCCUAAAGCAGUUGCAAAAUUUAAACACACUAAUCCCAUUCACUAUCUCAAGCCUAGACAUAAUUAAAAAAAAAACUAACAGAAUCGAAUCGAUAUAUCGAGUGUGAGGCCCUGAAAUGUAGGAUGUAAGUUUUAAAUCAGCAACUUAGUGGGGUAGCGAAAGGAUAAGCCAAAUAUAACAUUACAUUCACUAGAAAUAUUGUACAUAGUCGUAUAGGAUUUGCAGGCACGGUAAAAAUAGCUCUAAUAAACGAUAAUCCACUUAGGCAUAGGCCCCCGGUCGAGACGUAUUCUAGGGUCAUUCAAAUAGUUACUACAUUCAAUCCAAGCAAGACAUCACCCCUAGGAUACCGGAUGGUGUGGGCAGAGCAGGAUAACUAAUGACGAACGGAUACAAAGGAUUUGUGUAUUUAUUUACGAAAAACUUAUUACAUUAUAUGUAAUUUUAUGGAAACUAAAUAAUAAAGUAUUAAAUGAAACCAA
Drosophila bipectinata is the source of this 5358-nucleotide messenger RNA. It is a transcript of the gene alpha-Man-IIb, whose product is annotated as alpha-Mannosidase class II b. Gene Ontology annotation, biological process: mannose metabolic process; protein deglycosylation; N-glycan processing. Gene Ontology annotation, molecular function: carbohydrate binding; alpha-mannosidase activity. Gene Ontology annotation, cellular component: Golgi membrane. The record is from RefSeq and is a predicted model, not a curated record. Lineage: Eukaryota; Metazoa; Arthropoda; Insecta; Diptera; Drosophilidae.